GUCUGCAAGUUGUCAUGUAUAAGUGCUCGUCCAUGGCUAGCAACUGUGGUCAGUGCUUCACAGUGGAUCCCAAGUAUCAGUGUGGCUGGUGUGAUAAAAGUCACUGCUCUACAGCUGAUUUCUGUCACAAUAUUGAUAACUGGCUUCCACGCUCAGGGGUCUGCCCAAAUCCUACUAUCACUAGUAUUUCCCCUCAUUCUGGUCCACACCUAGGAGGCACCAUUCUGACCAUCAAGGGCAACAACCUUGGCAAGUCAGACAAGGAAGUGGAAGUAGACAUUGAUGGUGUUGCCUGCUCAGUACUUCAGUUCACUGCACCUUUCCUCAUCUUAUGUGAGACAGGGGCUGCUGCAAUUAAGUCUCAAGCUGGCUAUGUACGAGUUACUGUCAACAAUACUCAUCGUGGAGUGUCCCAAGAUAUGUUUCGCUAUGUUGAACCUAAAAUCACAGGCAUAACUCCUGCAAUAGGACCCAUGGAUGGAGGAACAUCUGUCACCAUUAUAGGACACCAUAUGGAUGCAGGAACCUCCAUCACUGUCAACAUUGGUGGUAUGCCCUGCCGUGAGAUUACUCGCAUCGGCGAAAGCAAUCUUACCUGCAUCACUACCAACAGUUCAGCCCCGCCGAAUACCAAGCAUCCUAUUAGUAUGACCGUUGAUAAAGCAGAGGUCCAGGGCCCUAACUUUGUAACUUUCACAUAUGUGCCAAACCCUACGAUUUCAGGGGUUGACCACAAAGAAUCCAUUCGCAGUGGAGGUAUUGUAAUAGGUGUCAUUGGGAAGCAUCUGGACAGAGUACAGUCCCCUCGUAUGAUCAUUUGGUAUAUGAAUACACCGUACGAAAAUACAUGUAAGAAAUCAGAAGACGAUUCUGAGCACAUGAAGUGUCUGACGCCUGAAUUGCCCGUAGACAAGGAAUUAGAUCGCACCAGGCCCCUCUCUGUGUCUUAUGGCUUUCAUAUGGAUGGUGUGCAAGCUUUACGUAAUCUCACAGACCUUAGUUAUGAUGACCAUCGUACCUUUGACAUUUAUCCAGACCCAGAGUUUGCAAAGUUUGAAGGUGGGCAAAAGACCCACCAACAGAAAAAUGAACUGCUUGUAAUUGAGGGUAAAACGCGACUAAAUCCACUGCGAAAUGAGGAUGUUAAGGUGCAUAUUGGACAAGAUGUGUGUGCUGAUGUCUCUGUUGCAAAAGACCUGAUUACCUGCAAGCCACCACCUACUCAGCCUCAUCCUAAAGAAGGCAGUGGCCUUCCAGAAGUUAUUGUGACUGUUGGUAACCUGACCUUCCUUGUAGGACACCUGUUGUAUGAAGAGCCAGAGGUGCUGUCCCAGGAAGUCAUCAUUGCAAUAGCUGUGGGUGGAGGACUUCUGCUUUUUGUGCUUAUUGCUGUCUGCAUUGUCUACCGUAUCAAAUCAAGGAGAAAUGAUGAUAAAAUGAAAAAGAUGAGAAUUCAAAUGGACAUGCUGGAAGCCAGAGUUGCUAACGAGUGUAAGGAAGCAUUUGCAGAGCUGCAGACAGACAUGACAGAGCUGACCAGUGACAUGUAUGGGCAGGUGACCAUUCCUUUCUGGGACUAUCGUACCUACUGCAUGAACAUCAUGUUUCCAGGGGCUGAUGACCACUCUGUCACAAAGGAUCUUCAGGUAGACAUCCAUCAGAGGGAUAUAGUGGAUCGGGGAAUGCGGCAGUUCUCGGCACUUGCCAGCAAUAAGACUUUUCUGCUUAUCUUUAUUCGAACGCUGGAAUCUAAUAAAAGUUUCCACUUGCGUGACCGCGUCAACGUGGCCUCACUUAUCAGUGUAGCACUGCAGACACAGAUGGAGUAUGCUACAGAAAUCUUGAAGACACUGCUAGCUGAGUUGAUAGAAAAGACAGUAGAGAGCAAAAACACACCAAAACUUUUGCUACGAAGGAAUGAAUCUGUAGCGGAGAAGAUGCUAACAAAUUGGUUUACCUUCCUUUUGUAUAAAUUUUUGAAGGAAUGUGCUGGGGAACCACUAUUCAUGCUUUUCCAAGCCAUCAAACAGCAGACCUCGAAAGGUCCUGUGGAUGUCAUCACCAGUGAGGCUCGCUACUCACUCAGUGAGGACAAGCUCAUCCGACAGCAGAUCCAGUAUAAAGCUAUGACUCUCUAUGUGCUUGAUGUGGACAUGGACCGGUGUGCUCAGCCAGCCCAUCCUGUCAAGGUACUGGACUGUGAUGCCAUUUCCCAGGUUAAAGAAAAGAUCCUGGAUGCCAUCUACAAGAAUGCACCAUUCAGUAGCAGACCUCCAAAGGAGGAACUAGAUUUAGUUUUGUUUCAACCUCCACCAGAAUGGGUUUGUACGGAUAAAACCCAGGUGCCACCUAAAAUGUUUCCCAACCGGGAGACACAGCGUCUGGUCUUACAUGAUGAAGAUGGAACAUCAAAAGUGGAAAGUGAUUGUCGAAGAAUUAACACACUAGGCCACUACCAGGUACCUGAUGGAGCAUUCGUUGCCCUGCAGCCCAAGCAGUUGGUUCCCUAUAUCUUGUCAGAAAAGACCAACAUGUCCUUCUAUAGCCGCAGUCCUUCACUGACUCGUACAGUCACAUCACAAAUGAUAGCUGUAGAUGUGGAUAAUAAUGGUAUCAAGCACUUCCACUUGGUGCGUCAGCAUGACAUUGAACCCAGCAAGGAGGGGGAUCGGGGGAGCAAGAUGGUCAGUGAAAUUUACCUGCCUCGUCUUUUGGUCACCAAGGGAACUCUUCAGCAGUUUGUGGAUGACCUGUUUGAAAGAAUCUUCAGCACAGCACACAGAGGCUCAGCACUACCUCUAGCCAUCAAGUACAUGUUUGACUUUUUGGAUGACCAAGCUCUUCUUCAUAACAUUCAGGACCCAGAAGUUGUGCACACUUGGAAGUCCAACAGCUUGCCACUAAGGUUCUGGGUGAACAUAAUCAAGAAUCCGAACUUUGCAUUUGACAUCUAUAAAACAAACAUUGUGGACUCCUGCCUGACCGUGGUGGGCCAGACUUUCAUGGAUGCCUGCUCUCAAAGUGAGCAUCGCCUGGGUAAAGACUCGCCUUCAAGCAAACUUCUGUACGCUAAGGACAUUCCAAGAUAUAAGCAAUGGGUAGAGAGGUAUUACCAGGACAUUAAAAUGAUGCCUGCCAUCAGUGACCAAGACAUGACCGCCAUGUUGACAGAGGAGUCAAGGAUUCACCAUACUGAGUUUAAUACUAAUGCAGCCUUGCUGGAACUCUUCAAAUAUGCACGCAAGUACAACGAAGAGCUGAUGACAGCUUUGGAAGAAGACGAGUUUGCUCGCAAGAACAAGUUAAGCUACAAGCUGGAACAGGUGCAUGCAACUAUGGAGAGCAGUACUAUCUGCUAGCAACGCAUCAGAAAUGAGACAUUGAGACAGAACAGCAUCCAGCAUCAACUCAGUAGUGAUUGCAGGCUGCAGACAGAUGUGUAAACCAUUUUGCUUCAAGGGUAAUGAUCCCAUUUCUGAUUGCUUGAAUGGGAGAACAAUUCCUUGGUAACCAUCUGUUCAAAUGUGUUGGGAACCUUCAAAGAUUGUGCAUUUGACCCUCAAAGACUGGGCAUGUUAGGAAUGCGGACAGCCUAAGAUGCACAACUGAUGCACCACAAAAGAUGACUUGCUCUGUGUGUGAAGUCCUAUAGUCGCAUCUUCCUGAUGUCGUUCACUGCAUUUUCCCCACAAAAUUUAGACACUUGUUAUCUCUCCACCAAAGACUGGAUGUUAUUUUUUGUCCAGUCUUGUAAUUCAGUGCUUCAGAGGCUGAAGAAGUGCCAAGUUUAUGCCCAACUCUCGAAGGCUUUGUUUUAUGCUUAUUUCUGUCAGAUUUCUUCAUCUGUAAUUUUAUCUAGGCCUAUAAAAAAAAGUGACUUUACAUGUAUUUACUUUUUUAUAUAUAUACACUUACGUAUAUUAGUGAUUCUAAACAGAUGACAAGCACACAGAGAACUGAUAGUAAAGCAUGUGUGUGUGUGUGCACAUGCAUGUGUGACGAGGACGAGCUGACUUUAUAGACUCUUGCCAAACCAAUGCCUUCAGCAUCUUGAAAGUGGGUACAGGCUUACAUCAGGGAUGGAGCUCAUCACAAAGAUUCCUUCCUCAGUUUCUAUGGUGCUUGGCUACUUAGCUUUUUUUUUUUUACAAUCAAUAUAGAUGACAACCAUGCCUGGCAUGAACAUGCAUGUGUAAUCUGAUGACAGAUUGAUGAAGAUUCUGUCUUUACAGCUCUCAAAUUUGCAUGGUGAUAAAAUGAAGUUUUUUGCCAUUGCUUUGCUUAUAAAAUCAGACAUAUCCAGGUGCAUCAAACUUAGCUCAGAACUUCAGGGCAUUGUGAAGUGUGACAGGUGCAGGGCAGUAUGAAAGGCUGUUGCAAGAGCUCGAUGUUACACUAUCAUGUGUGAAUGGUGGGGUUGCUGUGGGUAUACCAUAUGCUCUGUUGUACAGGUACUCAAGAGGUCUGUGUUAGUGUGAAAGCAGCUGCUUGUAUCCAAAGGCAUCCUGUGGCAUGAACACAAGUAAUUUGUGAUCCAGUAUAUCCCAGAUGUUUUGCCUCCUUUAUUUGGGUUUGGGUAGCACCUUUAGUGAUCUAGGACAGCUGUCCAAGUGUCUUAUUCUGAAAUAAUUGUGGACUGUUUUUCUGUAAACAUGAAUAGGCACCAUGCCUGUUGUUACGCAGCAGUUUGAGGGAAAGGGGAAUCCUGUUGAUGUGCUUAGUGCUAUGUUGACCUGUUUCUGUGCUAUCUAUGCAGAGCAUGCACCAGAUUUCCAUACCUACUCUCCUCAGCUUUGCUAUUGUUGCUUAAUUUCUGUCCCUCCCUGACCCCCAUCUGAAGUUUAUAUUUGAGACUGGUAGUUUGCCAUCAAACCAUUCACUACUGAUUUGUAUUCUGAUAAUAAAUACAGCCUUUGUUGCUGUCAUUAUUAUGAGUAGAUCCACAUUUUUGGAUUGAAUAUCAUCUUGUAGUAAACAUUAGAACAUGCUAACUUGAAGAAAAACACCAGCUGUGCUUCCAUUAAGCUGCUUGAUUUAUUUGGAAAGGAGUAAGAAGGCUUUAUUGAGAAAAAUUAGAGUGUGGUCAUCAUCUUACAAUACCAAUUACCUUCCAAGACCUGCUGCAUUUAUAUGCAGUUAAUCUUUAACUACAAUGAACCCUCAGAAAAUCUACUUUCAUUCUAAUAAUAAAACAAGACAGAAGAAAUAAUUAUUUCUUUCUUCCAAAUCUCGCUUGAGGAUUUUUUUGCUUGGGAAGAGGCAAGUGCUGGGGGGAAAAAACUUCAGGUAAAUUGGAGAGACAAUUUUCUAAAAUUUAAAAGGGCUGAUUACUCUGAAGAGUGAAUUUUAGUACAUCUGGCUAUAGCUGCUCCUUUGUUUGACAAUUUAUCUUUAUACAAAUUAUAAGCUCAUCAAGCCAGUUCAUUUUUUUUUCUCUUACCACUUGUAUAAUUCUUACUAGAGCUAUGCUAACUUUUUAUAAAGAUGUUAUAGUGAUAAACAGUUGUAAAAGUACAUGAAGUACUUAUGUUAAUACUUUCAAAGAAAAAUGUUGCAAUUGAUUAGUGAAUAAGAGCUAUGGGUCAUAGUAAACAUCACUUUAGUUGAACUUAGUGAACAUGUUAGCCUGAAAGCUUGAGCUAAGCAGUAUUUAUAAAAGUCUUUUAAAUCAAAACAUGGGUAUUGCUUAACAGGGAAAGUAUAAAACUUUAGUAGCACCAAGUUUUCUAUUUAUGUGUUGUCUCCCUGAAAGUAGUUUUCUGUUUGUGUUACUUAGAUUUCAUCACUAGCUUAGUUUGAAAUCCAUAGCAAUUGUUUUAGUAUGAUUGUAUCAGUUCUUUUUAUUUAUUAUUAAUUUGGCAUUAAGUUACUUAAUGCUUAUCAUGGGUGGUGUUUCCAAGAGUUAAGCAAAGUAAUUUCAUGCUUUAGAUCAGGUGUCACCAACCUUUUUCACACUGAGAGCUACUUUAAGGAUACUGAGUAAUAUGAGGACCUACGUGGUUAAUAUAAACUAACAUACAUGAUAGUAUAGACAGGCGAGAUGCCAACAUGCCUCACUGGCAACACACCUGAUCCAUGCAGGCAACCAGGCGCCUGAAGGCGCCAUGUUUGCUACCCCUGCUUUAGACCAUUUCAGGUCAUCCUUUAGCAGUUUGAGAUUUGAUUUACAGUAAACCAGUCACUGAAUUGAAAUGUGUUGACAUACCCAACAUGUCAAAAUCAGCUGCCACAUGAAAAUGGGGGCUAGAAUAGAAACUUUCACAAAAUGAAUUGUAAAAUAUGCUGUGCCCUCCUGCAUUUCAAACAUAGUAAGUAGUGUUAUUUAUGACUCGUGCUGAUGAGGCUUUAUACCUUUUGCAUAUCACUGUUUCUUUUAAAUUUUCUCAAGUAGAUCUUUGUUGGGGUGGGUGUGCAUGUGUGGGUACCUGUGUUUUGUACAGUUAAAUGCACUCCUCCCACCACAAAAAAUAUCUAGUAAAACUAGCUAAUACACUGGGUGUGUGUAAUUCUGAAAACAUGGUCUUCACAAAUCAUUCUUCCAUACUGCUGAGUAUUAGCAUCACUUAUGCUUCCACUGCACAGCAACUUGGUAGACCAUUUUUGUCCUGUCUAUAUGUAUUUGAAAGUGUUGUUUUGGUAGUUGUGUCAAUUGAUGUUGUGACUGCAGACGGUAGGAUGUGAGAAAGUAUCAGCACAAUCAAUACCCUUCUUCCUUUUGUGCAUGUCCUUACUCUUCAUUGACCAGAAAAAAAAAAUGGGUACAUUUUUCUUGGUGCCAUGACCUUGCUUUGUAUAUACAGUACUACAUCCACUGCAUGGUUACUUGUAGUUCUUGUUUUCAGUCUGACAGAUUCUAUAGAUAAUGUAAACUUGUUAUCAUCAUCCAUGAAGUGCUCGCUUAAUGAUUUUUGCAAUGCACUUUUUAAUAACACCUUUUACAAGAGUUAUGUAGCAAGUUUUCCUUGUUAUUACUAAAGCCUAUGUUUGUGGCUCAGGAAAAGAAUAAAAUCUCUACAAGAAACUCUGUUUUAUUUGAUUUAUGUUUUUUUACUUUUAUUGGCAGAAAUAGGUAGAUAUUAGAGAUUCAGCGAGUAUUGCCUCAUUGGUGACUUGUACAUUGUUUUGAAAGUUUCAUUUGCUCCUGUAAAAAAAUGUAAGUUCAUUAUGCUCUUGAAUAUUGUUCAUAAACAACAGUGGCUGUGUAUCAAAGUAAUGGCUGCAAGGCACAGUGAGUGUACAGCUUCCACUGUAACAUUCCAGGUUGGGCCUUGGUCCUCGCUGUGUUUAGUAUUUGACAGGCUGGACCUCAGUUUGUGGUCAUCAGGACAAAGUGUGUGCCAUGUGUUUUAAGGACAGUGUGUGCCAUGUUCUAAAGAGCAGUUUAUACAGAUUUCAGUUCUGUGUUAGUGAGGAGAUUCCAUGCAUCAUGUGCAUGUGGAUGUUCACGUGUGCAGUGUUCAUAAGAACAGUGCCUGUACCAUCCUGUGCAUGAAGAGGGUUAAUUAACACUACAUUCUUGCUCACUUCAUUUAUGUUCUUGUGCAUGGAUGAGAGAGAGCAUGCAGAUAAUGCAGUUUGCAUAUUCAGUGUCAAAUAUUAGCAUCAUCUGCUUGUUUCUUUGAUACUCAUUCCUAAAUAGUUUUGCUUUUUUUAUAUGUUGGUUGUGCUUGUGAUUUAUUUUAACUCAUGUAAACAUUAUUUCUUUAUUUUUAUGCUUGUUAAAAGUUACAAGAGUUUUUAUCUUUCUGCAACACAGGAUUUGGAGAUUGUGAGUUUCAGCUUUGGGAGGAAGGUUUUUUUUUUAAGUGUGAGAGAGAUGUUUGCAUAGUCUGUUGAAACUUACAUUGCUUUUGUAUUCCUGGUUAAUAUUUGACAUCUAGUCUCUACAGAACAAUCAGUUUGUAAGUGUUUAUUUGUAUUUUGUAAUUUUGCUUCCCAUCCUUCUUGCCUUAAGAGAAAAAUUAUAAAAGGUAGCGUCUUGCUGUAAGCAUGUUGCUGUUAAAAUUGUCUUGUAAAUAAAACUCCAAUUAUUUAGAAAAUUCAUAGGAAUUUUUUUUAAAACUUGUUUAUAUUGAUUUGGACCCAUGUAAAUAGGUUUGAGUAACCGUCCCCAACCUGUUGCUUGAUGUAGGUCAGAGGUGACAGUUACUGCAAAUUUUGACUCCAGUCAGCUUUUCUUGAAGGGCUUUAUAUAUAAUUCUACAAAGCUCAGUAAUCCAACAUACAGCCAGUCAGACUGUCAACAUUACAUCCAUUUACUAUGUAACUGACAUUUUAUGGUGGCUGGCUUUAGUGCAUGUUACUUAUUGCUCAGAAGUAUCUGGCCCAAGGAACUAGUGACAAAGCUGACAUUAAUCAGUUGCUGUUCUUGGAGACAUUGAUUGGUAGAGUGCAGAUUUUACCAUAUGUACAUUAUAUGUAGCCUUCAAUAAUAAUGCAUCAAAAGCACUGAUUAAUAGCCUAGAUUUGUAGUUCUCUUGACUGCAUGGUUUUUUGUGAUAAUGUAAAAAUUUGAUAUUCAUAAACUCAAUUUAUAGCUAUGCAAUUUUAUGGAAGUAUGUGCUGUGUAUAAUUGAGUGUUCUGUAUGUCUUUGUGGGUUUUUGUUAUAUUCUUUGUGAAUUUAAGGCAGUUUGUAAAUAUUUGUUGUACAGAGGGACACAGAUUCUGUGUUGUGGACACUUUUUUUUUGCAGAUAAUUCCGUUAUAGACACAACAUCCAUUUUUACUUAAGUUAAAAAUGUUACUU
Molecule: messenger RNA, 8747 nt
Organism: Pomacea canaliculata
Lineage: Eukaryota; Metazoa; Mollusca; Gastropoda; Architaenioglossa; Ampullariidae
Product: plexin-A4-like
Exons: 25
Coding region: 15-3359 (1114 amino acids)
Biological process (GO): regulation of cell shape; positive regulation of axonogenesis; negative regulation of cell adhesion
Cellular component (GO): semaphorin receptor complex
Molecular function (GO): semaphorin receptor activity
Source: RefSeq, a predicted model, not a curated record